GUUGAAUUGAUGCGGAUCACUCGGGCGGGGCUCAGCUACUUUUGAAUACCUUUGCAGCCCAGUCAGUGAACUUGUUGGGAAAGUGUGUUGCGCAACUGACCGUAGGUUGAGCGGCAGUAGUUUUUUCCUUCAAAUAACUGGGCAACAAUUUCGAAGUUGUUAAAUACGGUAUCUGCUUGUUCUGAAUGACAAUUAAUAAUGGAGAGACGACAUUCCAAGAGAAGCAAUUUCUUUGAUUUUGGUGUAAAUACAAGGCAAACAAUGCGACAUGUGGAACAUUCUAAAUCAGGUUCCAGUGGGAUUCCAGUGAAGAUUGUUCCAAAUCUUUUUGCCUUCAGAUCACCAUCAAAAUGGUGUCUGUACCAGUACCAAGUGACCUUUAUGCCUGACAUUGAAUCUAAACGUUUACGAAUGGCACUGCUGUUCAGCCACAGUGAUCUUCUCGGAACAAUCAGGGCAUUUGAUGGAGCUAUGUUGUUCCUCCCAAAUAAACUGCAGAAUCAAGCUACAAAAGUGACAAGCAUGAUGAAAGAUGGUCAGGUGGUGAAUAUAACAAUUCUUCUGACAAGUACAUUUCCGCAGGAUUCUCCAACAUGUGUCCAGUUCUUCAAUAUCAUCAUUAAAAAAGUUCUGAAAAUGCUAUCUCUGUACCAAAUUGGGCAGAACUUCUAUAAUCCUUCAACUCCAAUUCACAUUCCUCAACAUAGGUUGAUUUUAUGGCCAGGUUUUUCUACUUCAAUCUUGAGAUAUGAGACCAAGAUCCUGUUGUCUGUUGACAUAAGCCACAAAGUUCUACGUAGUGAAACUGUAUUAGACUUCAUGACUGAGCUAUACAACAGAGUUGGUGACCAACAUUUCAGUGAUACCUGUAUGAAUGAGUUAGUAGGAUUUGUUGUCCUUACAAGAUACAACAACAAAACAUAUCGUAUCAAUGACAUUGACUGGAAUGUGAAACCUACCGACAUAUUCAAAAAAGCAGAUGGAACUGAAAUCACCUAUGUUGAUUAUUAUUCACAGCAAUAUGAUGCCUCCAUCACUGAUCUGAAACAGCCAAUGCUAGUCAGCUGGUUAAAAAGUAAAAAUCGUUCCAUGGAUGUGGCCCCACGUCUAGUUCACCUCAUUCCAGAGUUUUGCUACCUUACAGGGCUAAGCAACCAGGCUCGCUCUGAUUUUCGUAUAAUGAAGGAUUUGGCUGCAGAAACACAACUGUCUCCUCAAAAAAGACAAAAGAGAUUGCAUGAACUAAUUGAUAAUAUUCAGAGAAAUAAAGUAACACAGACUGAGUUGGAAGGUUGGGGAUUACACCUUGAUGAGCAGAUCUCAUUGGUAGGCCGUGUCCUUCCUCCUGAGAAAAUUCAUAUGUUUGAUCAUUCAUGUCAGCCAGUUUCACCAGUAGACUGGUCUAAAGAUAUUCGAAAAUCAAGGAUUAUUGGCAGUGGGCCACUCCAAGACUGGCUGAUGGUUUUUAGUCACAGAAAUUAUGAAGUUGCUGGUCAGCUUUUGGCAUGUCUUAAGAAAGUCGGACCACCAAUGGGCUUUUUGAUUGACAAUCCAAAAAUGAUUCAAGUAAAUGAUAGCCCUGUCUCCUUCAUACAAGCUUUGAGGCAUCAUAUUGAGUCCAGUACCCAGCUGGUGUUGUGCAUUCUACCCUCAAAUCAAAAGAAUAAUUAUGAUUGUUUAAAGAAAUUCUUGUGCGUAGAGAAGCCAAUUCCAAGUCAGUGUGUGGUGGCCCGUACACUAAACAAGGCAAAUAUAAUGAGUAUUGUGACGAAAAUUGCUUUGCAGAUGGCUUGCAAGACAGGGGGAGAAUUGUGGAUGGUGGAGAUUCCUUUAAAAUCUUUGAUGGUAAUUGGCAUUGACAUUAACUUUGACACCCUGAGAAAAGGGAUAUACGUUGGAUUUGUUGCAAGCAUCAACAGUACAGUCACAAAAUGGUUGUCUCGCUGUAUCUUCCAGUCUUCCAGUGCGGAGGUAGCUGAUUGUUUAAAAGUUUGCAUGAAAGGUGCUCUAAGUAAAUGGCUUGAAGUGAAUCAUGUACUGCCUAGCCGUAUUGUUGUUUAUCGUGUUGGUGUCGGGGAUGGGCAACUAAUGACAUUAGUUGACUAUGAAGUGCCCCAAAUAUUGGACAGCUUCAAGAUGGUUGACUCAGACUACAGACCCAAAGUAACAAUCAUUGUAGUUCAGAAGAAGGGUACCUGCAGAUUUUUUGCUAAUGUGAAUGGAAUGCUUCAGAAUCCACCGGUUGGCACUGUGAUCGACAACGAGGCUACCCGUCCUGAAUGGUAUGACUUCUUCAUAAUCAGUCAAUGUGCGUGCCAAGGCACUGUUUCUCCAACAUACUACAAUGUUGUAUAUGACAAUAGUAGCAUGAAACCAGACCAUGUGCAGAGACUAACUUACAAGAUGUGCCACCUCUAUUACAACUGGCCAGGUGUAAUUCGCUUGCCAGCUCCAUGCCAAUAUGCCUUCAAACUUACAACUCUAGUGGCUCAGAAUGUUCAUAGAGAACCUGACUUAGAGUUGGCUGAUCGUCUUUUCUUCCUGUGAAAGUAAAUAAUCCAGGAAAUAGUCAGUCGAAUUCUUCAAUAUUUUAUUUUCUGAAAAACCAAAUAUGAUUGUCUUAAAAUCCAGGAAAGCUAUUAUUUUCUGUACGUUUUGUAAGUUUAUUUUAAGGAGGUCUGUUCUGUUCCUUUGGAUUUCAUUUGCUUUUAAAUUAUUAUCUGAUCAUAUAUUUGUUUGAAUAAGGAUAUACAAGUAUGUUACAGAACCUCAAACCUUACUUUAAAAUAUGGUACAAUAUAUGUAGAUGUUUGUAGUAGAAAAUAUGAUCAAUGUUUAUAACAUUUUGCAACAUUUACAAAAAAAAUUGUACUUCAUUCAAGUCAAACAUUCUGUAUUUGCACAAUUUUUUGAAGAAAAGAACAAUUUUGCAUAAAUGGGAAUGUAUUCAUUUUUUGAAUAGUUCAAUGAAAAUUAUGGUCACGUUUCAUUUUCUUGAUUUUACUUUAAUCAGCAAACUACUUGUUUAUUUUACUAAAGAUAUGGGAUUCUUAGCCAAUGGGUAAACACAGUUAGUAGAGAA
Molecule: messenger RNA, 3082 nt
Organism: Chiloscyllium plagiosum (whitespotted bambooshark)
Lineage: Eukaryota; Metazoa; Chordata; Chondrichthyes; Orectolobiformes; Hemiscylliidae
Source: RefSeq, a predicted model, not a curated record